Molecule: messenger RNA, 420 nt
Organism: Striga hermonthica
Lineage: Eukaryota; Viridiplantae; Streptophyta; Magnoliopsida; Lamiales; Orobanchaceae
Source: the annotation of a GenBank genome assembly
AUGACACCAUACCGUGGUGAAAGAUACCAUCUUCCGGAGUGGUUGGGGUCUAACCAAUUGCCUGGAAAUGCUCGUGAGUUGUUUAACAGGCGACAUGCCACUGUCCGUAAUGUUAUCGAACGCAGUUUUGGUUUGCUAAAGGGGAAGUUUCCAAUGAUAAAGGGGUUGAUGCCAAACUACAAAGUUCAUUCCCAAACCGACAUAGUAAUAGCAUGUUGUGUCCUACAUAAUUUUAUUCGGAUGCAUGAACCGCUGGAAAACAUGCCGCCUGAAUUCAACAACCCAGAAUACGUACGACGACAUGAUCCAACUGAUCGGACUUUCCCUUUUAUGUCGAGUAAUAACUCCAACGUCGGCGGUGGUGAGCAUUGUGUGUUGCGUGACAGCAUAGCCCAAGCGCUGUGGGAGAACCGAAGAUAA